Musca vetustissima is the source of this 837-nucleotide messenger RNA. RefSeq lists its product as uncharacterized. The transcript is spliced from 3 exons. The record is from RefSeq and is a predicted model, not a curated record. NCBI's taxonomy places the organism in Eukaryota, Metazoa, Arthropoda, Insecta, Diptera, Muscidae. The coding region runs from base 1 to 834 and encodes 277 amino acids.
AUGCAGUCACCAUGGAAAACUUUGGAGUAUCUAUUUUAUUUGGGAAUUUUCAUACUAUUGCUGAAAUUUUCUGAAAGUGCCAGUGUUGAUGUUGCCACCACAACCGAAAGAUCUCUGAAAGAUAAUAGAUCGAGUGUUAAACAAACUCUAGAGGAGUGCAAUACAUCAUUCAGUUGGAUAUGUUUAAAAAUUGAAUUUGUGAAAAUUCUGGAAUAUCUAACGGAACGUGACGAAUUACGUCUAUUGAAUGGCAUUAGUUUGGUGAAAGAUCCUGAGGCGAAUGAAAUUAAAACUUCGGAAUUAAUGGCUGAUGUAGCACGCAGCUACCCAAAUGAUCCGAAUGCCCGGAUAAAUGGUUUUAUUGUUAACAAAAUCAACAAUUUCCUGCAAACACAUUAUUUACGCUUUAAAUUGAUUGAUGAUAAGACGGUAAUGCAAGCCAGAUCUAUGGUGGAGACGGGACGCAAGGAUAAAUUUGGUAAAAAGGGCGGUCUGGAAAUGUUACUGGCUGCCGGUCUAAUGAUGAAAGGCACUCUCAUGGCCAUGGGUAUGGGUGGCAUUGCUUUGAUGGCCGGCAAGGCAUUAAUGGCCGGUCUCAUGGCUCUGACAUUAUCCGCAGUAAUUGGUUUGAAAAGUUUGGCCGGUGGCGGUGGCAAAUCCCACACAUAUGAAAUUGUAACAAAACCAAUUUACACUUCAAGUCAUACACACUCGGGUGGACAUGACGAUGGCCAUAUUGGACAUGUCGGACACAGUGGCAGUGGCUAUGCUGGAUAUGGACGUUCAUUAAAUUUGAAUUUACCUGCAAGUUUAAAGGAGAAGAAAUUCGAUUAAAAC